GUAAAAGCGCCCCUCUUGCCCUCAAGUUACCGCGUCUAUUCCGCGAAUUUUUGAUAUGCUCUACAUUUGCAAUCUGCAAUUGCAUUUUACACAUAGGUAGUGUUUUUUGUAACACGUUGAGAACUGUUCUAGCGCGUAAAGUUGUUUGUAUGUAAUUGUAUAUAAGUACGUUUGUGUAUAUAUACAAAGUGGAUAGAAAAUAUGAAGCUUCUCACACAUAACAUGUUAACGUCCAGAGCUAUGAAGGGAGUAACGGUCGGCUACCCUCUAAGAAUUGUCGCUAAGGACAUUAGAGUAUCUGAAGUAGAAUUUAAUCCAGAAUAUAUCGCAAGAAUAAUUCCGAAACUAGAUUGGACAGUGUUGUGGAAAGCAGCAGAAAGCAUAGGGCAUGUUGGUGAAUUACCUCAGAAUUUAAUAGAAGAUUUUGAAACAAAUGAAGAGUUUUUGAAGAAAGCCCAUCAUGUAUUACUAGAAGUUGAAGUUAUAAAUGGAGAAUUGAUGUGUCCAGAAUCUGGUAGAAAAUUUCCCAUAAAUGAUGGCAUUCCAAACAUGCUUCUAUAUGAAGAUGAAGUUUAAAUAGCGAAAAUAAUUAUUGUAAAGCAAUUGUUCCUUUAAUUGUAACUGUUAAACAGUCAUUUUGUAUAUCUGUUUAAGAUACUCUUGUUUUCUAGCUUUAACUUUUUAUCGAUGUAUAAAAGUAUUGAUGAUGAAAACCAAAGUUAUAUAAUAAUAUGUAACAAUUAAGUGCGUAUACGGGAUGUCCCAAAAUUUGCAACAAAAUAUUUUAAUAAUAGAUUCUUCGAAAUAUUCUAAGACAUUUUCGAUAUGAAAAUAGUGAGACUACUAAAUUUUUAAAUAUAAGCGCUAAAACUAAAAAUUGCUUAAAAACUACGUCACACAUAGCCUCAUUAUCUUUGUUUAAAAUCCUAAAGACUUUCAGUCAGUAAUAUUUUAGAAGAGAGAAGUUCUCUUUCUGUUGCCAAUCACUUUUGACUAGAAAAAAACGACACAUAGAAGAAAAACUUUCUUUUCUUUUAGAACGAUUCAAUAUCAGUCGAUGUAUACAUUCUUAGUUGCAAAAGAAGUGAAUGUAGUAUUUUAUCUCUUCACCAAUCAAAAUUUAUAACAUUGUUUUGUAAUCAUGAAUUAAUAUCAAUCUUUCUUACUAAGCUAUAUAGCAUCUUUUUUAUUUCAUGGACAUCGAAUAACAAGUCAUACAUUUUAAAAGAAUAAAGCUAACUAGAUGUUAUGUAGAGACUUUAAAAAAAAGUCUACCAAUAAAUUUACAUUUAAAACUAUCUAAAAAAUUGUUAGAAUUAUUGUAUAUAUAUAAAAUAAACUUCUACCUCUUUUUUUUAUCGGAAAACUUAUAAUAAUAAACUUAAUAAACGUGUUCAGAUUAAUCCAAUCUAUCUUUACACUUCAGUUGGUCAAAAGUUUUCAAACACCGUGUAUGCGUGCAUGCGCGCGCGUGUGUGUUUAUGAUACUUUACGUACGUUGGAAACUACAUAGUUUCCAACAUUUCAAAGAGGAAAAAAAGGAAAAGUGGCUUUCGAGAUUCUUCUAAAUAAGGAAAUUCGAUCUGAUUUAUUGGCCUAUAUUUAUGUGUUAUCAAUAGUGAAUAGCUUAUUAUUAUGUAAACAAGACUUAGAUUAUCGUACAGAUGUACAGUAUAUGAUUACAGAUAUUUUAUUGCAGAUAUGUCUAAAAACAAUGAAAUACGAUUUCUUGUAUCGUUUUGCAAUAAUUUACAACAUAUCACAUUUUUUAUUUACAUUUCAAUAUGUAUAUGUUUGCUACUUAAAUAAUCUCCGCUCGAAUAUUAUCUGCUCUGUUAACUAAGAGCAAGUUUCUAGGAAUGUAACAUUUUGAUACAAAUUGUUUUCUCAUAGCUUAGAGAGAAAAUUGCAUAGCAAACUAUUGUAGCAAAUAUUAUAAUAAAGUACAUUAAAAAUUAUAAAGUAGUUUUAGAGAGUUUAACUGUCUUAGCACAUGUUCUCUUUGGACGUUGGAUAAUACUAGUCGGUAGUAUGGAAAAAUACAUUUAUUGACAAAAUAUUUAUGCACAUAUAUAAUACAGUUAUUUUGGAAUUAAUGUGAUCUAACUUUUAUUUAUUAAGUUGCCAUAAACGACAUCGUUACACACAAUUAUUUGUGUAUAAGAAAAACAAUAAUUUAUUAAUAGAAGAGAGAACACAUACCUCUUUGUGAGAUAACAAUUUUUAAGAACACAUGCAGCACAAAUAUGACAUCUAUUGCACAAAACUUCUUAUAUUUGACUUUGAAUAUAAUAUUGUUUACAUAAAUUGCAGGAAAUAUAAACUAAUUUUUUUCUGCAUUUAAACUUACAUUUUUUUGAUUAAAAUAGAUUUAUUAAUUAAACUAGCUACACUGAAAGAGUAGUUAUUUCAUCGUUAGAGAAGAAUAUUUUCACAAGAUGCAUGAAUCUAACACAACUGGUUUUUCAUAGAGAGAAUGUGAAAAAUCUGUGUAAUCUACUUGUACAUACUUCUUUUCUGUACUAAUAACACAAUGCUCAAAAUAUAGUCAAAAUAUAUUACUUUAUUGUUUCUAAUUUAUUUCCAAGAGUCAAAAAGCUAUAAAAAUAGCAUUCACCUAACAUUUCAGCCACAGCCUGUCUGUUAUUACUAUUUUUAUAUCUUACACAUAUAUUCGCGUAAAAGGCUGGAUUAUUCUUGCGAAUCAAGCUAUAUGAAAAUAUUUCUGUACAUUAGAAUUUUACUAUUAGCAUAAAUAUUAAUUUUCACAUAGUUUACUGUUUGUAUGAUGUGUUAGAAACUUCAUGUCGGUUAUGGCCUAUUCUGCAUACUAAUUGAUAGAUUUUGCUGCGUUAGAGAUAUGACUGUUAUUUCCUAUAUUCACCUUUUUUUACAUACUUUGUUUUAUAUAAUAUAUGCGUGAGUUUAUAAAACAUAUCUAUAAAUAUAUGUUUAUCUAAUGGAAUUUGUCAUGUUACGUACAUAUAUUCAAUAAAAUAUAUUUUAAUUUAA
This is a messenger RNA of Pseudomyrmex gracilis, 3012 nucleotides long. It is a transcript of the gene Trmt112, whose product is annotated as multifunctional methyltransferase subunit TRM112-like protein. NCBI's taxonomy places the organism in Eukaryota, Metazoa, Arthropoda, Insecta, Hymenoptera, Formicidae. Gene Ontology annotation, molecular function: protein heterodimerization activity. The record is from RefSeq and is a predicted model, not a curated record. The transcript has 3 exons. Bases 202 to 576 code for a protein of 124 amino acids. Gene Ontology annotation, biological process: peptidyl-glutamine methylation; tRNA methylation; rRNA (guanine-N7)-methylation.